CCCGCCGGGAGCACACGGCGCGAGCCAGCGGCCACCUCGCUGCCUCCGGAGCGCUGCGGGCAGCUCUGCGCGCCCCGGCGCGGCACUCGGACUCGAGGCCAGCUCGACUGCGGCCGCGCACAAAGGACCGUGGACACCGGGCUCCGGGGGCUGCGCCCAGGGACCAGACCGGGGACGGCCAGCCGCGCCGCGUCCCCUCCCCGGGCGGUUGGAGCCCGAGCCAGAGCGGGCCCCGUCAUAUGACAGCGGCGACACAGCGGCCGGCGAGCGCGCGUGCUGCCCGCUCCGCUGCGCCACGGCCGCCGGCGCCUGGGGUGGCCUGCGCCGCGCCCCGCUGAGUGGUCGCCCGUCGUCGCCGCCCCGCGCCCCUCGCGCCCCGGCUCUCGGGCUCCGGGGGCAGGAGCCGAGGGGAGCGCCCCGCCGGCACCGAGCCUAAAAUGGCCACUCUGCUCCGCAAAAUCGGGCUCAUCCGCCUGCACAACCGGGACACCGAGGACCCCAAGCACCACCACAACCACCGCGGCGGCGGCGGCCAGCAGAGCGCGUCGCUGCGCGGCAAGGGCGGCGCCAAGAGCGGCGGCCACAAGCCCCAGCAGCAGCACCCCCCCGGGGGCGCGGGCGACGCGAGCCCCGGGCCCGGCAAGGGCAAGGGUAAGCGCGCGCCGGAGCUGGCCCCGCGCGACAAGCCGCCGCAGCCGGCGGCGGGGGCGGCGGGGGCGGCGGGCGCCGGGGGCCCCCGGGAGCGGGCGGCGGGCGCCAGGGCGGGGCCGGGCCCGGCGGGGGCGGCGGCGGCGGCGGCGGGCGGCAGCCUGGUGCCCGCGGCGCGCCAGCAGCACUGCACGCAGGUGCGCAGCCGGCGGCUCAUGAAGGAGCUGCAGGACAUCGCGCGCCUCAGCGACCGCUUCAUCUCCGUGGAGCUGGUGGACGAGAGCCUCUUCGACUGGAACGUGAAGCUGCACCAGGUGGACAAGGACUCGGUGCUGUGGCAGGACAUGAAGGAGACCAACACCGAGUUCAUCCUGCUCAACCUCACCUUCCCCGACAACUUCCCCUUCUCGCCGCCCUUCAUGCGGGUGCUCAGCCCGCGCCUGGAGAACGGCUACGUGCUGGACGGCGGCGCCAUCUGCAUGGAGCUGCUCACGCCGCGCGGCUGGUCCAGCGCCUACACCGUGGAGGCCGUCAUGCGCCAGUUCGCCGCCAGCCUGGUCAAGGGCCAGGGGCGGAUCUGUAGAAAAGCCGGCAAAUCAAAAAAGUCCUUCAGUCGCAAGGAAGCUGAAGCUACCUUUAAGAGUUUGGUGAAGACUCAUGAAAAAUACGGUUGGGUCACCCCUCCCGUCUCUGACGGCUGAUGGUUGCAACGCGUGUUAGACGCUAAAGCCGCCUCUCCACACACACAGAUACCCAACAUCUCCUUCUCAACGCUGAGCAUCCUCCAUCCUUUUUUACUCCAGCCGGAACUGAAUCCUGAAUGCCAAGGAGACGUUUAAGUUAUUUAUGAACAGAUGUGUUUACAGAGAGCACAAGGGAGCCAACGCUGUUCGGGAUUAAGUUUCGAUUAUAAAUGAAUGAUCAUCUCUAAGUCACUUUAGAACAAACGCUGAGAUGGUGACAUUUCCCAGCCCGCCUGCCCCUCCGCCAACCCCAGUCACAUCGCCCUUAGCUUCUUUCCAUGACAGCAGCUCCAAAGAGCAGGCAGGAAACUCAACGCCUGCUGCUCGACCCAUUUACAUGUAAAUGGCGCCGUUCAUAUUUAAUAAGAACGCCCUGCAUCGCCAGUACAUGUUUGCUGUGCUUUGUAUCUCUGUUUCUCUCCCUGGCAGGUCAACAUAACUUGAAGACAUGUGUCUUUCUGUGGCCCCAUGUGAUGACAUGUAGACCUCAUUUGUGCUAUGACUUUUGGCUCAUGAAAAGAAAAAUUGAAUAUUGCCAGGUUCUAGUGAUUUAAAACAACAACUGCCCACUUGGUUACAGUGUGCUCUCCAUGCUGAUGUUGGGUGCGCGGCUGUCCACAGAGAAACCAGUGCCCUAAGAUGAAAGGCAGGGGGUGCUGUGGCCACAACGGGGCCCACGACGGUGCAGAUGCCGAGUGCACGCUCCCUGGGGCUCAGAGCGUCGGAGGUCAGGUGCGGACAGUCUCUUCCAAUAUUCUGAAAUGCUCCUACGACAGUGCAUCGUGUUCCGGUCUUCUCUCCACUGGUCAACCCACCACCAAAAGCAAAGACAAUUUCCCAUUCACUGAAGUCAUCUGACUCAUUUUAUUCUAUGUGCUAGUGACAGGGAAGGCCUGAGCUGCCAAAGGGUACCAAGUGAUCGUACGACGAUUUGCAUGACCGGGUUUAUUUCUUCACCUAGUAGUCACUAGUGUGUCCCCUGAGGCUGGGAUGCGUGAGCCCCCUCGCCAUGAUAUAAACUUCCUGUUAUUUAAUCUCCCCACGGUUUCAUUUCUCUCUUCUGUUACGUUACUUAGAACUUUCUAAGAAACUCCGUGAGAUGAGGAAAUACUGUUUAUAAUAAUAUGCGGAAAGAGGUAAAAUGUUCAUUCCACGUGGAAAAUCUUAUUGGACAUGUUUGAAAUAAAAUCAUGCAUACCUGA
This is a messenger RNA of Diceros bicornis minor, 2593 nucleotides long. It is a transcript of the gene UBE2QL1, whose product is annotated as ubiquitin conjugating enzyme E2 Q family like 1. Lineage: Eukaryota; Metazoa; Chordata; Mammalia; Perissodactyla; Rhinocerotidae. The record is from RefSeq and is a predicted model, not a curated record. The transcript is spliced from 2 exons. Bases 438 to 1349 code for a protein of 303 amino acids.